Molecule: messenger RNA, 195 nt
Organism: Saprolegnia parasitica CBS 223.65
Lineage: Eukaryota; Oomycota; Saprolegniomycetes; Saprolegniales; Saprolegniaceae
Exons: 3
Coding region: 1-195 (64 amino acids)
Molecular function (GO): protein binding
Source: RefSeq, a predicted model, not a curated record
AUGACCAACUGCUCUCUCGAUGCCUUACCGGGAUCGUUUACGUACCCCGCCGGUCUCAAAUCUCUGAACCUGGCCAAGAAUCAACUGACGCAGAUACCGCCCAACUUGCCCGCCAGCAUUCGCAAAUUAGACGCGUCCAACAACCAACUUGACAACGUUUCCAACAUGAACUGGACGUCCAUGACCGCCGUGUGA